Spea bombifrons (plains spadefoot toad) is the source of this 614-nucleotide messenger RNA. RefSeq names its product transmembrane protein 141 (gene TMEM141). Lineage: Eukaryota; Metazoa; Chordata; Amphibia; Anura; Pelobatidae. The transcript is spliced from 5 exons. The record is from RefSeq and is a predicted model, not a curated record. Bases 75 to 449 code for a protein of 124 amino acids.
GUGUCACGGACCAGGAAGUGCUCUGCGUGCCAAGACUGGCACGACAAGGAGACGCAGGAGGUCCCACACCAAGGAUGGUUACCGUGGGUCUGUCUCGGGUGGAUGAUGCUGUGGCUGCCAAGCACCCGGGCUUGUCGGAGUACGCUGGGUGUCAGUCGCGUGCUUUUGUGAAGGGGAUAGGAACUUUUAUAACAGGUUCAGGGGCUGCUUUUAUUGCCCAGAAGCUGCUGAACACGAGGCUGCCGUAUCCCCUGCAGUGGAGUGUCCUUAUAUCUGUGGUUGCAGGAUCGGUGGCCAGUUAUGGAGUGACGAGACGGGAGACGCAAAGAUGCUCCGACCUGUGGAUUUAUCUGGAAACCGGAGAAACCCCGUCGCCGGCUGCUAGAGAAAUACAGCAAAAAGUGGAUCCUAGUGAGAAGAUGACAAAGUACGGGGACAAGAUGGAGUGAACCUGAAGAUUAUUUGGAGGAUCGGAGCGAGCUAAAGGAUGGGGCAGGGAUGACUCGGCCCAUCUACCCCGACCCAAUACACGUUGGGAAAUAUUUGUGGAGGUGUAUUUUACUGCAGUGUCUCUUAUAUAAAACCGCAGAGGCACCGCUUUAUUUUCUCACAAA